AUGACCAAAUAUGCAGUUCACAAACUGAAACUAAAUUUAGAAAUUAAAGAGUUGGGGAACAUUACUCUCUACCUAGGAAUUCAAAUAGAGCGGGAAGAGGAUGGAAGCUAUCUUAACCAAAGUCAGAAAAUGACAGAAAUAUUAGAACGGUUUCACAUGCAAGAUGCAAAGGAAGCGAGAACACCAAUGGAACCAGAUUAUCCGAAAAACAAUGGAGCAAAAAACUUGUUACCUAACAAUGAUUAUUACCGCAGGGCAAUCGGAAAAUUGCUAUACAUCGCCACUGUGACAAGACCAGACAUCGCCGUAGCAGUGGGAAUACUUUGCAGGAAAGUCGCAACACCGUGUCAAUGCGACUGGAACGCAGUAAAGAGGGUAAUGCAGUACCUAAAGGGAACAAAUCGGAUGAAGCUGCGACUUCCAGCAUCAUCAAGCCCAAAACUGAUUGGAUAUGUGGACGCCGAUUGGGCUGGAGACACCACUGACUGCAAAUCUACAAUCUUCCAGUAUGGACAAGGAACAAUAAGCUGGUCUAGUUGGAAACAAGUGACUGUUGCACUCUCUUCAACUGAAGUGGAAUUCAUAGCAGCUGCACCUUACACACUCUGA
Bufo bufo (common toad) is the source of this 609-nucleotide messenger RNA. Its product is annotated as secreted RxLR effector protein 161-like. The coding region runs from base 1 to 609 and encodes 202 amino acids. The record is from RefSeq and is a predicted model, not a curated record. The transcript has a single exon. Lineage: Eukaryota; Metazoa; Chordata; Amphibia; Anura; Bufonidae.